Oreochromis aureus is the source of this 1294-nucleotide messenger RNA. RefSeq names its product sperm-tail PG-rich repeat containing 4 (gene stpg4). Bases 433 to 1050 code for a protein of 205 amino acids. The record is from RefSeq and is a predicted model, not a curated record. Gene Ontology annotation, biological process: epigenetic programing of male pronucleus. Gene Ontology annotation, molecular function: histone binding; chromatin binding. Lineage: Eukaryota; Metazoa; Chordata; Actinopteri; Cichliformes; Cichlidae. The transcript has 8 exons. Gene Ontology annotation, cellular component: female pronucleus; male pronucleus; germinal vesicle.
GCGGUCUUGAAUUUUGCUGUACUGAAAUAAAGAGGGAAGAAGAGUUCAUCCUGGAGUAGGAUCUCAGGUUAUUCCUCCAUAUAUCACAUGAAUACUGCUAUCCCUAUGAUUAUGGAAACCGGACAAUGAAAGAUGAUGGAUGGAUGGAUGGGAUGCAGACAGUGACAACCACAUAACCACCUGCACCACCUACAGCACCUCGAUGCUGGUUCACGGUUGUGUCUUACUCUCAGCCAAACUAGCCAAUCUAAAUUUAGCUCCCUUUGCGAGGCCAGCUUGUUGAAAAAUUGAUCGAUAGUGGAGUUGCUGCUAUAGUAACGGUCCCUGUUUUAAUGGUGGUCAGGUGUCACUGGAUCUCCCAUUAAGCAGAUAGUGAACGACAGUGAGCGCGGCACAGGACGAUGAAACAAAGUCGCCUCUGAAGCCGGUGACAUGUCCCGGAGUGGUCACAGGACAGAUAAGGGUGAUGACACGGUGGAACUGUGUGGCCGGGGGAGCUGGUGGCUGGGAACACUGAGAGACACACCCAUCCCGGGAACCUACCACGUCCGAGACUUCGUUGAGGAGGCUGACCUGAACCCUGUGAAAAAAACUUACGGCUUCAAAGGUGUGGGCAGAAAAACUCAGAUGCUGGGUGUGCGUAAGGGGGAUCUGCUGCUACCUGGAGCGUAUGAAUAUACCGACUCCACCCAGGAAGUCCUGAUGCACCAGGCAUCCUACUCUUUCAAGAACUGCCCCCGACCCGACAUUUUCACCCUUGGAAUUAGAGACAAGCACAUAAACACUUCGCCGUGUGACUACAAUGUGACAGCGACACCAGUGGAGAAGAUCCCCUGCAAGCAUGUGAUGUUUCGCUCAACUGUGCAGCGGAUCAGCUUUCUGCCUAAAGAUGGCCCUGCUCCAUGCCACUACAACCCACAGACCAAACCAGCUAAAGCCAUCACUUCCUGUUUCAAAUCCACGUUGCCACGGCUACACAGUGUGCACACAAACACUCCAGGUCCGGGGGCCUACGAUCCUUUCAGGAAGUCAUUUGCACAAAGAUGUUAAGGAGCCGUCUUAAUUUUCCAUGAUACAAGGAUCCCUGCAUUUACUCACUGUUUCAACUUACAGAGUGAAGUCACCCCAUAUGGAAAAGAUAUAUAUACAUCUUAUAAAGUUUGUAUCUUCUUGUGUGAAACUUGUAUGAAAAGCAUACAAGAGUGAAAACAGAUAUAAGAUCCCUUGAAAAAUUAUAUAAAUGAAACUUGUAUGUUUUAGAUACUCACUAAAACAACAUAUGAAAGUAAUGAGA